UCAACUCCAGCCAUUUGGGCUGACUGUGUCCCUGCUGUUUGAGAUGUCCCCUCUAUAGAGCAACUGCAGUAAAUUCUCCAGGAGGCAUCUCUUCACCUCUUCAUUCAUCCCCCCAAACAGCUGUCAACAGGGAAAAAAACAACCAGCAGGAAAAUGGGACCAGGGCAAGCCACGGAGAGCCUGCUAUCAAGCAUGCACUGCUCAAAUCACCACAAAACAGUGCUUAGAAGAUCUGUUCCAAAGCUGAACAAAUGCACUCAAGUUAAUAUGGACUUGGAAGAGGAGAACCCCAGGGAAGACCUGAGCCUUUCUCCACCCACUGGCCUCUCUAGGAAGUCAGAGCAUUGUCCAGGGAGCACAUCACCUUCCCAGAAAGAUGUUUCCUCUUCCUCCCAAGAACAGUCUGUGAUGCCAGCUCUGCUACCCCAGCUGCCCCCACCUCCUCCCCUACUUCCUGGGUGCAAGGUGCCUCUUCCCCCUCUUUCCCUGCCUGGCAUAAAUUCCCCAUCACUCCCAUCUCCUCAGCCAUGCAGCAAUCCUGGGUGCAGUCAUCCUUCCUGUGGAUGUGGGGAGCAGCCCCACGAUAGGAAGACACCAACACUGAGGAUGAAGCUGCUCCACUGGCAGAAGCUCCCCUCUGAUGUGGUGAGACAAAGCCACUCCAUAUGGGCUGUGAUGCCAAGCAGCAGCAAGGAGCUUGUGGAACCUGACUAUGCAAGCUUGGAGCUUCUUUUCUCUGUCCCAUCAAGGAUCCCUACAGAGAAACCGGGACCAAAAAUAAAGAAAACAAACGAGAUCACAUUCAUAGGUCCAAAGAAAAGCCUCCUUCUGAGUAUAUUUCUGAAGCAAUUUAAGUGCUCCAAUGAAGAGAUUGCUGCCAUGAUUCAGAAAGGGGAUAGAACCAAGCUGGAUGCUGAGGUGCUGAGACAGCUACUUAAACUGCUGCCUGAAAACCAGGAGAUAAAUAGCCUAAAAUCAUGCAAAAAAGAAAAAUCACAGCUGGCAAAUGCAGAUCAGUUUUAUCUCCAUCUUUUGGAAGUUCCCAGCUACCAGUUGAGGAUUGAAUGUAUGCUGAUUUGUGAGGAAACAAAAAUUCUGCUGGAGUGUCUGUGGCCAAAAGCACAAGCCGUCAGGACAGCCUGUGAAACGAUUCUUACCAGUCACCGACUGCCAGUGUUUUGCCAAUUGAUUCUUAAAGUUGGAAACUUUCUGAAUUAUGGGCGUCAUACUGGAGAUGCUGGAGGUUUUAAAAUUAGUGCUUUGCUCAAACUGACAGAAACAAAAGCAAACCAAAACAACAUUACUCUGCUUCACCAUAUUUUGGAGGAAGUUGAAAAAAAACAUAGAGAUCUCCUGCAGCUUCCCAGAGAUCUUGACUUUGUUUCCAAGGCAGUGGGAAUCCACAUUGACGCCAUGCAGGCUGAGGCAGGUGCCAAUUUGAAGAAACUGUUGGAAAUAGAGAAGCGUUUAUUUUUGUCAACAGAUGAUUUAAAAAUACAGCAUGGAAAAUCUGUGCAAGGCAGCCUCAAUGCUUCAAAGGACCUGCAGAAGGAAUUUGCCACCAUUGAAAAGAAGAAGGAAGAACUUGCAGAUUAUCUUUGUGAAGACCGAACAAAACUGUCUUUGGAAGAUGUAUUCAGCACAAUGAAAACCUUCAGAGAGAUUUUCCUCAGGACCUUACAGGAAAAUCAAGAAAGGAAGGAGCAAGCUGCAAAAUCUGAGAAAAGGAAGAAACCGUUUAAAGGAGAAGAUGCAAAGAGGCUAAAGGGAGAAAGAAACGCUGCAAGUGCUAGAAUUGAAGUAAAGAAAAUGUCUCCUCCUUUUGACAUCAUGAAUCCCUACCAGGUGCUGGAGUCUGGAUUAUGA
Molecule: messenger RNA, 1866 nt
Organism: Passer montanus (Eurasian tree sparrow)
Lineage: Eukaryota; Metazoa; Chordata; Aves; Passeriformes; Passeridae
Product: inverted formin-2-like
Exons: 15
Coding region: 154-1866 (570 amino acids)
Source: RefSeq, a predicted model, not a curated record